Messenger RNA from Cryptomeria japonica (Japanese cedar), 2287 nucleotides. Its product is annotated as WUSCHEL-related homeobox 9-like. The coding region runs from base 219 to 2123 and encodes 634 amino acids. The transcript is spliced from 6 exons. Gene Ontology annotation, molecular function: DNA binding; DNA-binding transcription factor activity. The record is from RefSeq and is a predicted model, not a curated record. Gene Ontology annotation, biological process: regulation of developmental process. Lineage: Eukaryota; Viridiplantae; Streptophyta; Pinopsida; Cupressales; Cupressaceae.
UUUUCCCUUUAGUUUUGCCCUUUAUGGCGUAUUAAUGGGCUUUGUCUAGGGUUUUCAUUGUCAAUAAAUUGUGGUAGCAGAGCAGCAGAGCAGAGUAGAAGAAGCUUGGUAUUCUCAGCACUGGGAGUUCAUCUCCAUCAGUGUGCGUGUUUGCAGUGUCAGGCAAAGAAACGUGGAUAAAUUGUAUCUGUUCAGAGCUGGGUUCAGGUUUAGUCAGGAUGACAUCCAACAGGCAUUGGCCAAAUCUCUUCAAAUCGAAGCCCUCAACUUCUCAACAUCAAUGGCAUCAAAUGACCACCUCUUCAAACAUCUCCGGCCCAAACUUGUCCUCUAAUGAAGCAGGAACAUCGUCACGGGAGGAAGAGAGAGAGAGGGAGAAGGAGAAGGAGAAAGAGAGGAACCCAGACCCAAAACUCAGAUGGAAUCCUAAGCCAGAACAGAUUCGAAUUCUGGAGAGCAUAUUCAAUUCUGGUAUGGUGAAUCCUCCGAGAGAAGAGAUACAGAAGAUCAGGAUGCAACUUGAAGUAUAUGGCCAAGUGGGAGAUGCCAGUGUUUCCUACUGGUUUCACAACAGAAAAUCCCGAACCAAGCAAAAACAACGCCAUCUUCAGGCUUCUGCUGAAAAAUCCUCUAAAUCCUCUGCCACUGGGCAAAGCUGUUUUGACCAAUAUGGUGUUACCCUUCCCAAUAACAAUACAAGCUCUUUCAUUGGAGAACUGCCUUCCUCUCUGCUGCCUUGUUCUGCCUCAUUUCCAAUGCAGUACUUGGGUUAUCAGCAGACUGAGGGAAUUAAUACCGCGCAAUACCUCAACAUGGAAGUAGCACAAAUGUGGAAUGAAGGUACAUCAUGUACUGGCAAUAUUCAUGGAAUGUCCAAUAUACCUCAGAAUCAACAGACCUAUUCUUCAUUUCUAUACAAUGAAGGACAAGCUUAUCCUCCAUAUGUGGAUCACCAUGCAGCAGCUGAGACCUUUAAACCCCACCAAAAUCUCUUAUCACCGCCUCUGAAUGACAGCACUAUUAUUCAUUCAGGCGCCGAAUCGAGAGUGAGCAGCUCGAAUGCUUCUUCAUUCACCGUUUUUAUCAAUGAUAUUCCAAUCAAUGUUCCAAUGGGUCCUAUCAACAACAAUACAAACUCUUUCAUUGGAGAACUGCCUUCCUCUCUGCUGCCUUGUUCUGCCUCAUUUCCAAUGCAGUACUUGGGUUAUCAGCAGACUGAGGGAAUUAAUACUGCGCAAUACCUCAACAUGGAAGUAGCACAAAUGUGGAAUGAAGGUACAUCAUGUACUGGCAAUAUUCAUGGAAUGUCCAACAUACCUCAGAAUCAACAGACCUAUUCUUCAUUUCUACACAAUGAAGGACAAGCUUAUCCUCCAUAUGUGGAUCACCAUGCAGGAGCUGAGACCUUUAAACCGCACCAAAAUCUCUUAUCACCACCUCUGAAUGACAGCACUAUUAUUCAUUCAGGUGCCGAAUCGAGAGUGAGCAGCUCGAAUGCUUCUUCAUUCACCGUUUUUAUCAAUGAUAUUCCAAUCGAUGUUCCAAUGGGUCCUAUCAACAACAAUACAAACUCUUUCAUUGGAGAACUGCCUUCCUCUCUGCUGCCUUGUUCUGCCUCAUUUCCAAUGCAGUACUUGGGUUAUCAGCAGACUGAGGGAAUUAAUACUGCGCAAUACCUCAACAUGGAAGUAGCACAAAUGUGGAAUGAAGGUACAUCAUGUACUGGCAAUAUUCAUGGAAUGUCCAAUAUACCUCAGAAUCAACAGACCUAUUCUUCAUUUCUACACAAUGAAGGACAAGCUUAUCCUCCAUAUGUGGAUCACCAUGCAGGAGCUGAGACCUUUAAACCGCACCAAAAUCUCUUAUCACCACCUCUGAACGACAGCACUAUUAUUCAUUCAGGUGCCGAAUCGAGAGUGAGCAGCUCGAAUGCUUCUUCAUUCACCGUUUUUAUCAAUGAUAUUCCAAUCGAUGUUCCAAUGGGUCCUAUCAAUGUGAAGGCCCUCUUCGGUCCAAAUGCUGUUCUGUUUCAUUACUACGGCCAACCAGUAAUAAUGGAUGAACAGGGAUUCACUUUGCAAGCCCUGCAACAAGGAGCUAUGUAUUACUUGAUGCAAAUAUGAAUUGGUCGAUCGGCUCCCUAGAAUAGUGUUCUCUUGUCUAUGGCAGACAUAUAUUAUUCCAGUUAUAUAUACAGUGCUUAGAAAGUUUAUCAUGGUCAACUUAGUAUUAUGGUGAUUAUAUAGCGCAUUAGAGCCUUAUUAUCAGUCUUUUAAUAGACAAUGGC